UAAAUCUCCUCCCUUGGGCAGCACUUUUCCUUCUCUCUCGCGCUCCUCUUCUUCUUGUUCUUGAGCGAUCCAUUCAUUCCAUCAAUCGAUCGAUGGAGCUGGAGGCGCGGGUGGGGAAGCACGAGAUCCGGCUCCCCGCGGAGGUGAAUUGGGAGAUGCUGGACAAGACCAAGUUCUUUGUUCUUGGCGCCGCCCUCUUCUCGGGCGUCAAUGGCAUGCUCUAUCCAUCCAUGGUUCUCAAGACGCAGCAACAGGUGAUCGGCCCGGCGGCGGCCUCCUCGUCGUCCUCCUCGAUCGCGGCAGGGAUUCUGAGAAGGCAGGGAAUUCUCGGGCUCUACAAGGGUUUCGGCGCAUCGCUCAUGGGCACCAUCCCAGCUCGCGCGAUCUACAUGAGCACGCUCGAGAUCACCAAGAGCGCGCUGGGGUCUCUGGCGGAUCGAUCGCCGGCGGCGGCGGCGGCCGCCAACGCUGUGGCGGGCAUGAGCGCGGCUAUGGCGGCCCAGCUGGUGUGGACGCCAGUGGAUGUGAUCAGCCAGCGCCUCAUGGUCCAGGGCGCCGGCCAGGGGGCGGCGAUCGCGACGAACUACAAGGGCGCCAUGGACGCGCUCGCCACCAUCGCCAGGAACAGUGGCAUCCGGGGGCUCUACCGGGGAUUUGGGGUGUCGAUCAUCACGUACGCGCCAUCCAAUGCCGUGUGGUGGGGAUCCUACUCGAUCGCGCAGCGAUUCAUGUGGAAGGGCGCGGCGGCGGUCACGGACCUGGGCGAUCGCCGCGAGGAUGUGAGCGGUGGUGUGGUACUGGGCAUGCAAGCCGCCAGCGCGGCGAUGGCGGGCGGGGUCUCGGCGCUGGUGACGACGCCGCUGGAUACGAUCAAGACGAGAAUGCAAGUGCUCGAGAGUGGGAGGCCUCCGCGAUUUGGUACCACUCUGCGAGAUCUAGUGUCCGAGGGAGGAUGGAGGGCGUGCUACAAGGGAUUGGGGCCGAGAUGGGCGAGCAUGACGCUCUCGGCCACCGCCAUGAUCACCAGCUACGAGCUUCUCAAGAGAUUGUCCGCCAAAUCGCAGUGAAGAUCCGGGGCGAUCAUGAGCGAGGAUAGCAGUGGAGUGGAGGAUUCUCGGCGAUUUUGGGCGAUGUAAAGCCGUGCGCCAAGAACACGAGAAAGAGUAAGCUCGCGAGAGAUAGAAUAGAAGGAGAGAGCUUCCUCUUGUCUAUACUUUAGACACGUAAAUAUUUACCACCACUGUUUAUAAAUCCAUCGAUCAAACAAAUCCAGUCCAAGGUUUUAAGCUUUGGUCAUAAGAGUUUCAAGCU
Messenger RNA from Selaginella moellendorffii, 1311 nucleotides. RefSeq names its product solute carrier family 25 member 44. Lineage: Eukaryota; Viridiplantae; Streptophyta; Lycopodiopsida; Selaginellales; Selaginellaceae. Gene Ontology annotation, biological process: transmembrane transport. The coding region runs from base 93 to 1067 and encodes 324 amino acids. The transcript has a single exon. The record is from RefSeq and is a predicted model, not a curated record.